Messenger RNA from Micropterus salmoides (largemouth bass), 1742 nucleotides. It is a transcript of the gene tnfsf13b, whose product is annotated as TNF superfamily member 13b. The record is from RefSeq and is a predicted model, not a curated record. Bases 322 to 1116 code for a protein of 264 amino acids. The transcript is spliced from 6 exons. Gene Ontology annotation, biological process: immune response. Gene Ontology annotation, molecular function: tumor necrosis factor receptor binding; receptor ligand activity. Gene Ontology annotation, cellular component: membrane. NCBI's taxonomy places the organism in Eukaryota, Metazoa, Chordata, Actinopteri, Centrarchiformes, Centrarchidae.
UUGUCAAGGCCGCUGGUCAGGCAGGAAGCUGUGAGUGUGGUUAGCUGAGAGGAACUACAGAGGGGAAGCUGUUAUGCCUUUUUUUUAACUGCAUUCAUACUGCGUAGUCCCCCAGACUGAACUGGAACUGGCCACUGAAGGACAAAAGAAAGAGUUAAGGAAGUUUUUAGAUAGGAAAAGUAAAGCCGGAGACUAGAGAAAAACAUUGAUGACAGAAGAAAACAUACACCAUUCCUUCCACAAGUGUCAGAAGAGAGGCAGUGUAGUUGAGGCCUGAGACUGGUCAUGCUGUCAGUGUGAGCUCUGGGGAUAUUGUACUGUAUGGGCCCAACGAUGGCAGUUUUGGCAGGUGCGAAGCCUGGGACUGGACAAAGGGCAGGUGAAGGGAGGCUGUCCUGGCCAGUUUUCCUGCUUACGCUAGCUGCUGUCACCUCCUCCUCUCUUUCAGCUUUGUCCCUGUACCAACUGAUGGCUCUCAGAGCUGAGGUAGAGGGACUCAAAUCAGAGGUCUGUCGCAGGAGAGAAGAGGGACAAGAUGCCAAGCAGGCAAGCCAGACUGAGAAUAUUGGUAGCAGGAGAAACAUCCAAGAGCCCUUGCACCAGCCUGAGUCUCAACAUGCUCUACCCUUGAUAAGGAAGAGAAGACAGGUCUCCGUAACAGAGGCAUUGGUUUCUCAGCCUUGCCUGCAGUUGUUGGCAAACACUACCAGGAAACUCUUCAGGAAAGACAUUUCCUCGAUGCCGCACAUAGGUAUCCCUUGGCAGGCUGGGCUGAGGAGAGGCUCUGCCCUGGAGUUAUUUAGAGACAGGAUAUUAGUCAAUGAGGAGGGCUUCUACUUUGUCUACAGUCAGGUCUACUACAUGGACAGCACCUUUGCAAUGGGUCACGUUGUGAUCCGGUGGAAGAAGAAUGUGGUGGGAGAUGAGCCUCAGUACGUGUUCCUGUUCCGCUGCAUCCAGAACAUGAACACUGACCACCCUUACAACACCUGCUACACAGGAGGUAUUGUGAAGCUGGAAUUGGGGGACCACUUGGAGUUGCUGAUCCCUCGUUCCACAGCCAACGUGUCUCUAGAUGGAGACUCCACCUUCCUGGGCGCUUUCAAACUGGCUUAAAGUGUGUCACCCUUACUUUGGACCCUGAGGGACGUUGUUGUCUAACAAACUGUGUAACAAGGCACAGUUCUGGUGACCUCACCUGACCUUGGGUGUUGUGAGAAGAAUACAGCAAGCAGCCAUUGUUGGGCUGGCUGAAUGAUUGACUGUGUGACUCCUAGCUUGUUCAGCCUGAGGGACAUAAAGGGGACUAUGAGUAGAUACCAAAGUCUUCUUUACUCUUAAAAAUAAAUGCAUCUUAUAGCUACAGCCAUAUUACGUUCAUUUCUACCAUUCAUCAAGACAAGAUGUUAGAAUAGAGAAACUGUCAUAAUCAAGUAGUUUUUCUUUCUUUAAAUAAUCACAAAUACAUAUGUGAAACUCUUCUGAAACUUUGUCCAACUUGUAAGAAGUGUGUUUCUUGUGUGAAAUAAUUCUCAUACUGUUAAAUCAUACAAUAAUCUUUGCUCCUGUAGCAGCAGAAUUACUGUGCCACUGAGUUAUUCUCAUAUGCUUUCAUUAUUUUACAUAUUUGAACAUAAACAUUUGUAUGCCAUAAUUUCCUUCACAUUUACCUAUAUAUGUCUGUCUGACAGAAAAUUCAGAUGCAAUAAAGUGACACACAAGAAACUUGCACAAGAAAUGAC